Molecule: messenger RNA, 8789 nt
Organism: Nannospalax galili (Upper Galilee mountains blind mole rat)
Lineage: Eukaryota; Metazoa; Chordata; Mammalia; Rodentia; Spalacidae
Gene: F8
Product: coagulation factor VIII
Exons: 26
Coding region: 113-7030 (2305 amino acids)
Molecular function (GO): oxidoreductase activity; copper ion binding
Source: RefSeq, a predicted model, not a curated record
UUUUACCUAAAUCGUAGAAAUUUAGCUUUUUUCCUUCCUCGGAGCUGAAGAUAUUUUAAAGAAGAAUUAACUUCUCUCUCCUCUAGUUGAACAUUUUCUAGCAGUAAGAGCCAUGCAAAUAGCACUCUCCACUUGCUUCUUUCUGAGCCUUUUCAAUUUUGCCUCUAGUGCCACCAGAAGAUACUACCUGGGUGCAGUAGAGCUGUCCUGGGACUAUGUGCAUAGUGACCUGCUCAGUGAGCUGCAUACGGACAUCAGAUUUCAUCCUAGAAUACCAACACCUUUCCCAUUCAACAUGUCUAAUGUGUACAAAAAGACGGUGUUUGUAGAGUAUACGAACCACCUUUUCAACACUGCCAAGCCCAGGCCACCCUGGAUGGGUCUGACGGGUCCUAUCAUUUGGGCUGAGGUUCAUGACACUGUGGUCAUUACACUUAAGAACAUGGCUUCUCAUCCUGUCAGCCUUCAUGCUGUUGGUGUAUCCUACUGGAAAGCUUCUGAGGGAGUUGAAUAUGAUGAUGAGACAAGCCAAAGGGAGAAGGAAGAUGAUAAAGUUUUUCCUGGCGAGAGUCAUACCUAUGUUUGGGAAGUCCUGAGAGAGAAUGGUCCAAUGACCUCAGAUCCUCCAUGUCUCACCUAUUCAUAUCUAUCUCAUGUGGAUCUGGUGAAAGAUAUGAAUUCAGGUCUCAUUGGGGCUCUGCUGGUAUGUAAAGAAGGGAGUCUGUCCAAAGAAAGGACACAGAUGUUGCACCAAUUUGUACUACUUUUUGCUGUAUUCGAUGAAGGGAAGAGCUGGCACUCCGAAACAAAGGACUCCUUCACACAGGCUACUGAUUCUGCAUCCACUGGAGCCUGGCCUAAAAUGCACACAGUCAAUGGAUAUGUAAACAGGUCUCUGCCAGGUCUAAUUGGAUGCCACAGAAAAUCAAUAUACUGGCAUGUCAUUGGAAUGGGCACCACCCCUGAAGUGCACUCAGUAUUCCUUGAAGGUCACACAUUUCUCGUGAGGAACCAUCGUCAGGCCUCCUUGGAGAUAUCACCAAUAACUUUCCUUACUGCUCAGACAUACUUCAUGAAUCUUGGACAGUUUCUUCUAUCUUGCCAUAUCUCUUCCCACCAACAUGGUGGCAUGGAAGCUUAUGUGAAAGUAGAUAGCUGCCCAGAGGAACCCAAACUGCAGAGGAAAAGCAACAAAGAAAUGGAAGAUUAUGACGAUGAUCUUGAUUCUGAGAUGGAUGUAUUCACAUUUGAUGGUGACAACUCUCCUUUUAUCCAGAUCCGCUCAGUUGCCAAGAAGUAUCCCAAAACUUGGAUACAUUAUAUUGCUGCUGAGGAAGAAGACUGGGACUAUGCUCCUUCAGUUCCCAUUUUGGAUGAUGAUGGAAGUUAUAAAAGCCAAUAUCUGAGCAAUGGCCCUCACAGGAUUGGUAGAAAAUAUAAAAAAGUUAGAUUUGUGGCGUAUACAGAUGAAACAUUUAAGACUCGUGAACCUACUCAGCAGGAAUCAGGAAUCUUGGGACCUUUACUUUAUGGGGAAGUUGGAGACACACUGUUGAUUAUAUUCAAGAAUCAAGCAAGCCGGCCAUAUAACAUUUUCCCUCAUGGAAUCACUGAGGUCAGUCCUCUAUACUCACGGAGACUGCCAAAAGGUGUAAAACAUGUGAAGGAUUUGCCAAUUCUGCCAGGAGAGAUGUUCAAGUAUAAAUGGACAGUUGCUGUACAAGAUGGACCAACUAAAUCAGACCCACGAUGUCUGACUCGCUAUUAUUCUAGUUUCAUUAACCCAGAGAAAGACCUAGCUUCAGGACUCAUUGGCCCUCUUAUCAUAUGCUACAAAGAAUCUGUGGAUCAAAGAGGAAAUCAGAUGAUGUCAGACAACAGAAAUAUCAUCCUAUUUUCUGUAUUUGAUGAGAACCGAAGCUGGUAUCUCACAGAGAAUAUACAGCGCUUCCUCCCCAAUGCAACUGGAACAUGGCUCCAGGAUCCUGAGUUCCAGGCCUCUAACAUCAUGCACAGUAUCAAUGGCUAUAUUUUUGAUAGCUUGCAGUUUUCAGUUUGUUUGCAUGAGGUGACAUACUGGUACAUUCUCAGUGUUGGAGCACAGACAGACUUCUUAUCUGUCUUCUUCUCUGGAUAUACUUUCAAACACAAAAUGGUGUAUGAAGACACACUUAUUUUGUUCCCAUUCUCAGGAGAAACUGUCUUCAUGUCUAUGGAAAACCCAGGUCUAUGGGUCCUGGGGUGCCAUAAUUCAGACUUUCGGAACAGAGGCAUGUCAGCCUUACUGAAAGUUUCUAGUUGUGACGAGAGUACUAGUGAUUAUUAUGAAGAAAUAUAUGAAAAUAUUCCAACAUACUUGGUGAAUGACAACAGUUUCAUUGAUUCCAGAAGCUUCUCCAAGAAUUCAAAGCACCCUAACAGUAGGCAAACGAAAUCCAGAGCCACCACAAUUCCAGAAAAUGAUGUACAGAAGAUUGAGCAUCAGUUUGGAGAGAGAUCAGAAGUGCUUAAAGUACAAAGUGUCUCUCCUAGUGGCUUGUUGAUGCUUUUGGGACAGAGUCAUCCUACUCCACAUGGGUUAUCCUCACCAGAUGGCCAAGAAGCCAUAUAUGAGGCUAUUCCUGAUUAUUAUUCACCUGGUGCAAUUGACAGCAAUGAAGGCCUAGCUAAAGUGGCACAACUUGAGUCAGAACCCCAUCACAUUGAGAGUAUAGUAUUUACUCCUGAGCCAGGCCUCCAAUUAAGACCAAAUGAGAAUUUGGGGACAGCUAUAGCAGCAGAAUUGAAGAAACUUGAUUUGAAAGUUUCUAGUUUGCCAAAUAAUAUGACUGCAACAAUUCUAUCAGACAAUUUGACAGCAAGUUUUGAAAAGAGAGGUUCCUCAGGAUCCCCAAAUAUGCCAGUUCACUUUGGUAAUGAAUUGAACACUAGUACAUUUGAUGAAAACACAUAUCCCCUUAUUGAAUCUCAUGUACCUCUAAACAUUAGUGAAAGAAAUAAUGAUUCCAAGUUGUUAGAUGCAGCUUUAGUAAAUAGUCAAGAAAGUUCACCAGGAAAUAAUGUAUCAUCCGUGAAGAAUGACACAUUACUCAUAGAGAAGAGGCUUCAUGGAUUUGCCUUGUUGACCAAAGAUAAUUCUUUAUUCAAAGAUAAUAUCCCUUUGAUAAAAACAAAUAGGGUAUAUAAUGAUUCCACAACUAAUGGGAAACCCCACAUUGAUAGUCCAACAAUGACUGAGAAUGGUACAUCAUUUUUGCUAGAUACUGUAUUAAAAAUCAAUACUGAGAUUCAAGAAAUAGCAUCUUUGAUUAAGAAUGAAACACUUACAGGCAAAAAUACUACAGUUUUGAGGCUGAACCAUGAGUUAAAUAAAACUGCCUCAUCAAAAAAUAAAGAAAUAAUUCAUAAAAAAAAUGAAAGUUCUGUGCUACAAGAUGCAGAAAGUAUAGAUAUGCCAUUCUUCAAGGUAGUUUUCUUGCCAGAAUCAGAAAUUUUGAUGAAAAGUGCCCAUGGAAAGAACUGGAAUUCUGGACAAGAGCCUAGUCCAAAGCAAUUAGUAUCUUUAGGAUUGGAAAAGUCUGGGAAAAAUCAGAAGUUCUUGUCAGGGAAGAAUAAAGUGGGUGAAGAACAAGAUGGAUUCACAAAGGAUACAGGACUCCAAGACACAGUUUUUCCAAGAAACAGAAGCAUAUUUCAUGCUACUUUGGCUAAUGUACAAGAAAAUAAGAUACACAAUCAAGAAAAAAAUAUUAAGGAAGAAACACAAAAGAACAAAGCAUCAAUCCAAGAUAAAGUAGUUCUGCCUCAGUUGUAUACAGCAACCGGCUCUAAGAAUUUCCUGAAAGACCUUUUCUUACUAAGCACUAGGCAAAAUAAGAGUUUAGAUGAAGAGGCAUAUGCACCAAUACUUCAAGACUUCAGAUCAAUAAACAACUCAACAAAUACAGUACAGAUUCACAUGACCCAUUUCUUAAAAACAAAGGAGGAACAGGAAACAAAUUCAGAAGUUGUGGUAAAUCAGACCGAGGAAAGGGCAGAGAACUACCCAAGUCAGAAGAAUGUUAUUGCUAAACGUAGUAAACGGACUUUGGAACAAUUCAGACUCCAAAUAGAUGAAACAGAGCUUGAAAUGUGGCAAAUUGUGGAUAAUACCUCAACUCAGUCUCCCUCAUCAGAUUCUCCUAUGAGGAAAACCACCACUCAGACUAAUAGUUCUACAUCACCACCUACAGAUCUCAUAAGGAUCCCAUCCCAUAACAACUUUCUUCAUGCUCUGACAUCAUCCCAUAGUUAUUCCUUUAAGACAAAUAGUUCUAGAGUUCAAGAAAGCAGUCAUUUCUUAAAAGGAGCCCCCCAAAAUAACCUUUCUUUAGCCAUCCUACCAUGGGAAAUGAUCAGAAAUCAAAGGAAGUUUGACUCCCUGGGGGCAAGUGACUCAAACUCAACCACAUCUAAAAACCUUGAGAACACUGUUCUCUUAAAACCAGUCUUUCCUGAAGCGUCUGACAAAGUUGAAUUGCUUCCUCAAGUUCCCAUUCAUGAAGAAGAACUUUUACCUACAGAAGCUAGCCAUGAAUCUCCUGGCCACCUAGAUGUCAUGGAAAAGACCCUUCUUCAAAAAACAGAGGGUGCUAUUAAAUCGAGUAAAUCAAACAGACCUGGAAAAGUGUCCUUUCUUCAAGGGGCAACUGAAAGCUCUGAAAAGACUGCCUCCAAACUGCUGAAUCAUUUUUCUUGGGAUAGCCAUCAUGCUAUACAGACAGGAAAAAGAGAACGGCAAUUCAAAGAGAAAUCACCAGAAAUUGCAUCCAUUAAGACAAAGGACAUCAUUUUGUCUCUGAACCCUUGUGAAAACAAUCGCUCAACAGUGACAAAUGAAAAACAAAACUGGCCCCAAAGAGAAGCCACUUGGGUAAAGCAAGGAGGGACUCAGAAGUUGUGCUCUCAAAAUCCACUGGUCUUGAAACGCCAUCAAAGGGAAAUAACCCUUACUGCUCUACAGUCAGAGCAAGAAGCAACUUAUGAUGAUGCCAUUGCAGUUGAAACAAACAGAGAAGAUUUUGACAUUUAUGGUGAGGAUGAAAAUCAGGAUCCCCGCAGCUUUCAGCAGAAAACCCGGCACUAUUUUAUUGCAGCUGUGGAGCGCCUCUGGGACUAUGGGAUGAGUGUAUCUUCUCAUAUUCUAAGAAAUAGGGAUCACAGUGGCAAUGCCCCUCAGUUCAAGAAAGUCGUUUUUCAGGAGUUUACUGAUGGUUCUUUUAGUCAACCCUUAUACCGUGGAGAACUUAAUGAACACUUGGGGCUCUUGGGGCCAUAUAUAAGAGCAGAAGUUGAAGACAACAUCAUGGUAACUUUCAAAAACCAGGCCUCUCGUCCCUACUCCUUCUAUUCUAGCAUCAUUUCUUAUAAGGAAGAUCAGAGGCAAAGAGAAGAACCUAGAAGAAACUUUGUUAAGCCUAAUGAGAUCAAAACAUACUUUUGGAAAGUGCAACAUCAUAUGGCACCCACUGAAGAUGAGUUUGACUGCAAGGCCUGGGCUUAUUUUUCUGAUGUUGAUUUUGAAAGAGAUGUGCACUCAGGCUUGAUUGGACCCCUUCUGAUCUGCCACACAAACACCCUGAGCUCUGCUCAUGGAAGACAAGUGACAGUGCAAGAAUUUGCUCUGUUUUUCACUAUCUUUGAUGAGACCAAAAGCUGGUACUUCAUUGAAAACAUGGAAAGGAACUGCAAGGCACCCUGCAAAAUUCAGAGAGAAGACCCCACUUUCAAAGAGAAUUAUCGCUUCCAUGCAAUCAAUGGUUAUGUGAUGGAUACACUACCAGGCUUAGUAAUGGCUCAGGGUCAGAGAAUUCGAUGGUAUCUACUCAACAUGGGCAACAAUGAGAACAUUCAAUCUGUUCAUUUCAGUGGACAUGUGUUCACCAUAAGGAAAAAAGAGGAAUAUAAAAUGGCAGUGUACAACCUCUACCCAGGUGUUUCUGAGACAGUGGAAAUGCUACCAUCCAGAGUUGGAAUUUGGCGGGUAGAAUGCCUUAUUGGAGAGCACUUACAUGCUGGAAUGAGCACUCUUUUUCUUGUGUACAGCAAGCAGUGUCAAAUUCCUCUGGGAAUGGCUUCUGGAAGCAUCAGAGAUUUUCAGAUUACUGCUUCAGGACAAUAUGGACAGUGGGCUCCAAACCUGGCCAGACUUCAUCACUCUGGAUCAAUCAAUGCCUGGAGUACCAAUGAGCCCUUUUCCUGGAUCAAGGUGGAUCUUUUGACACCAAUGAUUAUUCAUGGCAUCCAGACCCAGGGGGCCCGUCAGAAAUUUUCUAGCCUGUACAUUUCUCAAUUUAUCAUCAUGUAUAGUCUUGAUGGGAAGAAGUGGCUGACUUAUCGAGGAAAUUCUACUGGAACCUUAAUGGUCUUCUUUGGCAAUGUGGAUUCAUCUGGGAUUAAGCACAAUAUUUUUAAUCCUCCAAUUAUUGCUCGGUACAUCCGUUUGCAUCCAACUCAUUAUAGCAUCCGCAGUACUCUUCGCAUGGAGUUGAUAGGCUGUGAUUUAAACAGUUGCAGUAUACCAUUAGGAAUGGAGAGUAAAGUAAUAUCAGAUGAACAAAUUACUGCUUCAUCCUAUUUCACCAAUAUAUUUGCCACUUGGUCUCCUUCACAAGCUCGACUUCACCUCCAGGGAAGGACUAAUGCCUGGCGACCCAAGGUAAAUAAUCCAAAAGAGUGGUUGCAAGUGGACCUCCGAAAGACAAUGAAAAUCACUGGAAUAAUAACCCAGGGAGUGAAAUCUCUCCUUACCAGCAUGUUUGUAAAAGAGUUCCUCAUCUCCAGUAGUCAAGAUGGCCAUCACUGGACUCUCCUUUUUCACAAUGGCAAAGUAAAGGUUUUUCAGGGGAAUCGGGACUCCUUCACACCUAUGGUUAACUCUCUAGACCCACCGUUACUCACUCGCUAUCUUCGAAUUCACCCCCGGAUCUGGGAGCACCAGAUUGCCUUGAGGCUGGAGAUUCUGGGCUGUGAAGCCCAGCAGCUGUACUGAGGUGGCCUCUGUAGCCCCUGCCCAUGACCCUGGCCUCCUUCCUCAGCUCCAGGAUAUUUCCUAGCCAACUCAAGACCAGCAUCCCUUUCAAUUCUAUACCACCCCACACAGUUCAUGCCACCAUCAUUUUAUUUAAGUCUAUAGAAUUGUAUAAGACACUGCUCUGACACUUCCCAAAUUAUUAAUCCUGCUUGUUCUAAAAACUUAAGUCUCUCACAGAGUCAGUACUUCCUCUCUUAUGGAAAGACAAUAUAAUAAAAAGUGGCAGAAAAUAUUUAUGACAGAAGCAUUGCAGAUUGAGCGUCAUACAUUUAAAAUAAGGCUCUCACUUGUUUAUUAUCCUGAUCAAGCAUGGAACAGAAAUAGGUUAGGACAGGAGUGUUUAAUUAUUGGGAACCUUUAAAUAUGUCCUCUUGAAAUAUGUGAUGGCCAAAAAAAGUGACAAUGGCAAUAGUCUUCUAAAAGACAUUUAAAAAACAUUUCGACAGAAAAAUUAGGAAAAUCUAAACAUUGAAGUUCUAAUAAUGACUUUGUCGUAUUCAUACCCACGCCUAAUUCACUACUAAAGAAACACCCCAAAAAUACAACAGAAAAUUUUGUACUAUAGGCAUAUAGUUGAAAUAUCAAGGAAUCACAUGAAAACUCAGCUGUUGAAAGCAGUCAGCAGUCCAGCUGUGCUUUGCCACAUUCUCCCCAGAAGCUUAGGAAUGCCUCACUGGUCCUUCCACCUCUGCCGUCUAUUACAAUUACAGGAACACAUCAUGGCAUCAAAGAUGAGCUCCCAAGCAGUCAGAGGAUAUAUCAGAAGGUUUCAGCCCAGGAUGAUGUGAAAAUGGGAAUUUCUAAUAAGAAAAAAAUUUGUCCUAGUCUCAGAAAAGGCAAAAGAAUUGCUGUGGUUGUUAUUUUUGUGCUAGCACAUUUUCUAGUAAUCUCUACUUGACCCUUCUGUGACUCUUUUGGAGAUUAUAACGCAGCUGCCAAAUCUGUCACGCUCCAUAAGUUAAUAAAAGUGAAGAUGGUAAAGUUCUAUAAGGCUGCAGGUUAACUUACAGAUAUUAGUCAAUUGUCUUGUUUUAUUAACUUAAGAGAGUUAAGUUAUCCAAAUGAUAUGGUUUUAUUUCCUAUAAAAUUCAAAUCACUCAUAUCUUAGGUUAGAUUAUUAAAUUAUAAUCCAAUUUUGACAGUCUCUUCCCAUUAAUGAUACAGCUCUAUUUCUCAAAUACUCUUGGAACCAACUGUUUCAUAUUCCUGCUAGUUUCUUCAGUCAUGAGCUAAUAAAACUUUGAUGCAUAUAAAUGAAUGCCUUUGAGAAUUUUUAUACUAGAAAUAAAUAUGUGAGUAAUGAAUGAUACUUUAAAAACAGAUAAGAGGACAUGAAGUUUGAAGGGAUGGAGUAAAUCUUGAAGUAGGGGCAUUAGAAGGGAGUGAAUACGAUAAAAAUACAUUGCAUGUAUAUAAAAUUCUCAAUUAAUAAAAAUGUAUGUUUUAAAACAGCCAUUCAAUGGCAGAGUGGACACUACAAAAUCCAGUUUGUGUGUUAGAAUACCUCAUUAAAUUGAACUCAGAAUAAGAAAGUACAAUAUGAUUUAUGGAGAGGAAAUAAAAUCAGAAGUGGAGCCUCAGUCUGUGAGAAGAGCCUAGAGAAAGAUGAGAUAUGAGGAGUUGCUAUUCAGUGGGUGGAAAGUUAUAAUGCAUGGGUCUAGAGAGAUGGCUCAGCAAUUAAAAGCACUGGGUGCUCUUGCAGAAGACCCAGGUUUGG